AUGGUGCCCAGCGAGGAGAACCAGCUGGUCCCCAAAGAAGUAAGCAGGCAGCCCCAAGGCCCAAAGGCGCUAGAGGUGGAGGAGACAAGUCCUAAACAACACCAUAUAUCUUUGAAGCAGCUUCUGGACAGAAUUAAGAAGACCAAGGACGCUAACAAUGAAUUGUCACGGUGGGGACUUCACUUGGACAAUGACAUUUGUAAGGGAAAUUGCCGUGUUCUCCCCAUGGAAAGAAUCAACCUAAAGAAGACCACUUUCAAUACCACAGAGGACCUAAACUGGUCCAAAGAGGUCACAAGGGAAGCCUGCAUCUCUGGAAUUCCACUCCGUUACUGGAUGCUGUUUUAUCCAAAGCGGACAAGGGAGCAAGCUUCUGAAUUGGUGACAACGCUGCAGAAGAUCUCAGGCCCUCUUGACAUUGUGUUAAACCCACCUAUUUGGUCAGAACUGAAGGAUGACAGGAUAGAGACCUAUGUCAGGGCCAUCAAAUCAUUACUCACUAGUGAGAGCACCAUUCAGCUGGUAGUCUGCAUUAUCACUGGGACCAGAGAUGACUUAUAUGGAGCUAUUAAAAAACUGUGCUGCAUACAGUCUCCAGUCCCUUCUCAGGUUAUUAAUGCACGAACCAUUACCACUCACCACAAACUUAGAAGCAUCGCACAAAAAAUUCUGCUGCAGAUUAACUGCAAGUUAGGUGGAGAACUCUGGAGCGUUGAUAUUCCUCUGAAACAGUUGAUGAUGAUUGGGAUAGAUGUGUAUCAUGACCCUGGCAGAGGAAGGCGGUCAGUUGUUGGUUUCGUUGCAAGCACCAACCACACUUUUACCCAGUGGUACUCCAAGGUUGUAUUCCAGAUGCCUCAUCAAGAAAUUAUCGAUAGCCUAAAAGUCUGCCUAGUGGGUGCCUUGCAGAAGUUCUACAAGGUCAACCACUUCCUCCCUGAGAAGAUCGUGUUUUACAGAGACGGAGUGUCGGAUGGCCAAAUAACAAUGGUAGAGAGCUAUGAGGUCCCACAGCUGCAGAAGUGCUUUGAACGUUUUCACAAUUACAAUUCUAAAAUGGUCAUGUUUGUAGUCCAGAAGAAAAUCAGCGUCAACAUCUAUUCGGCAGCCACGGAUAACUUCACAACUCCUUGUCCUGGCACCGUGAUAGACCAUGCAGUCACCAGCCGAGACUGGGUGGAUUUUUACUUGAUGGUUCAUGCGCCACGACAAGGCUGUGGCAUCCCUACUCACUACAUCUGCAUACUAAAUGCGGCUAAUCUUAGUCCCGAUCACUUGCAGAGGUUGACUUUCAAGCUUUGCCAUAUGUACUUGAACUGGCCAGGGACUAUUCGAGUGUCAGCUCCUUGCAAAUAUGCUCACAAGUUGGCCUUUCUCUCAGGACAAGUUCUACACCACGAACCAGCCAUCGAGCUCUGCGAAAAGCUCUUCUUCUUAUAGUUUUGGCAGCUGACACAACUUUGAGGCAGCAGUGAAUGCAGAGGUAACUCUUUGGUGGAGAACACAAGCCAGCCUCGAAUCAAUACCACAAACAAAGGCCGUUAUGAUCCUCAGCAUGAACAGCCAAGCUAUUUCACUACUGAACAUUUUUUGUUAAAUAGCAAACUUAACAGUGAAUUGCUGGCAAUUUUUUUGG
This is a messenger RNA of Anolis sagrei ordinatus, 1636 nucleotides long. Its product is annotated as piwi-like protein 2. Gene Ontology annotation, biological process: regulatory ncRNA-mediated gene silencing. Gene Ontology annotation, molecular function: piRNA binding; RNA endonuclease activity. Lineage: Eukaryota; Metazoa; Chordata; Lepidosauria; Squamata; Anolidae. Gene Ontology annotation, cellular component: P granule. The record is from RefSeq and is a predicted model, not a curated record.